Messenger RNA from Colius striatus (speckled mousebird), 2557 nucleotides. RefSeq names its product pro-apoptotic WT1 regulator (gene PAWR). Gene Ontology annotation, biological process: apoptotic process; positive regulation of apoptotic process. The transcript is spliced from 7 exons. NCBI's taxonomy places the organism in Eukaryota, Metazoa, Chordata, Aves, Coliiformes, Coliidae. The record is from RefSeq and is a predicted model, not a curated record. Bases 260 to 1255 code for a protein of 331 amino acids. Gene Ontology annotation, cellular component: cytoplasm.
AGGGACGACGCUUGGCGGUCGUCGUGGCCGCGGCGUGCGGGCGGGCGUCGGGGCAGCGGCGAGCAGGGGAGGCGGGCAUCUCUGGGCGACCCAGCGCUGAGGGGGUGUUCGUACUUCUCCGAGUCUUGCUCUCCCCGCCCCCGUCUCUCCCGCCCGCCCCGCCGGGACCUCUCCUCUCCGGGCGGCAGCAGAGCCGCCUCAGGGCGGGCGGCGGCAGAGGUGCUAGUGGGGCGCUCUCGCCGUCCAGCCCGCCGGGAACAUGGCGACCGGCGGCUACCGCAGCGCCGGGGGUAGCACCACGGACUUUCUGGAGGAGUGGAAAGCCAAGCGGGAGAAGAUGCGUGCGAAGCAGUCGCCGCCGGCCCCGGGGCCGCCCGCCGGGGGAGAGUCCCGACCCGUGGGGGGUCCCUCCGCCGAGCUGAACAACAACCUGCCCCCAGGCGGCCCGGCCGCGCCCUCCGACCGCGCGGCGCCCCCCGCCGGCGGGGCCGUCAACUGCCUGAGCGCCGCCUUGGGCCGGGCCGCCCCCGCCAAGGAGCCGCCGCCGGCCCUCGCUGGGGGCCGGGGCGUCGAGCCCGCCGCCAAGCCCCCUCCCGCCGCUGCGCCGGGGUCCCCCGAGGGCGAGGAGAAGGUGGCCACCAAGGGAAAGAGCUCGGGCCCCAGCGCCAGGAAGGGAAAGGGGCAGAUCGAGAAGAGGAAGCUGCGGGAGAAGAGGAGGUCGACAGGUGUGGUGAACAUCCCGGCCGCCGAGAGCCUUGAUGAGUAUGAAGAUGAUGAAGCAGGGCAGAAGGAGAGAAAGAAGGAGGAUGCUAUUACCCAGCAGAAUACGAUACAAAAUGAGAGUUCCAGUGCAGAUACCUCUGGCUCAUACUUGUUACAGGACUCCUCCAGGAUGGUUUCAAGCAGGUAUAAAAGCACAGCUAAUGCACCAGAGGAUGAUGCUCCAAAUAGAUAUUCCCGAACAGACAGGACAACUUACAGCAGAUACAGCAGGGAUGCAAAUUCUUCUGGCAGUUCCAUACCAAGCAAUGCUUUGGAAAAGAGGAUUGAGGAGCUUGAAAGGGAACUUGCCAAGGAGAGACAGGAAAAUGCAAGAUUAAUGAAGAUGACACAGGACAAAGAGGAACUAAUUGGAAAGCUGAAGGAAGAAAUUGACCUAUUAAACAGAGACCUAGAUGAUAUAGAAGAUGAAAAUGAACAAUUGAAGCAAGAAAACAAAACCCUCUUAAAAGUUGUUGGACAGCUAACAAGGUAGAAGAUUCAAGCCUCAAUGAGGAAACAUUUAAAAACUACUGAUUGAACAUUAAGGUCAAUAUAGUAAUAAUUCCUGUGUUGCAGUAUGUUAUACUAAGUGUCUUUAUAUUUAUUGUUAGGAAACCAGAUGAAUGUCUAUUUUGAUAGUACUUUCUUCAUUCAACAAAAUGUCAUCAAAUUUAGGGUAUAUUUUUGGCUUUCUUUUCACAUAGUUAAAGUUUUUGACAUCAGAAUAAUAAGUUCAAAAACAUUUGGGGUUUGUAUCUUCAGAUUACAUCUGGAUAAAUUACAGUAAUUUAAAAUUCAUAGCACCAAGAUCACUUUCAUUCCAGGUGGGUGUAUAUUUUUUAAAUGAAUGGAAGCAAUACAUAUAAGCUUUGUUUACACAGAUCCAAAAUAUAUAUUUUGGGAAAUAUUUCCUUUUUUGUUUAAACAACUGUAAAGUGAAUGCCUUAUUUCUGAUGUAUAACAUUUUGCAGAUUGAUUACUUGCUCUAAAGCUCUGUAUGUUGAGGUUUUUUUUACUGUAUCUGGAAGGAGUGGCAACAGUAGUGAUUUUUUUUCUUUUUUUUUUUUUCUGUGUAACAGUAUUCUGACAGGAAGGAGAGGUUUUGUUAAAAAUAAUCCACCAAAAACCCAAUAAAUCACCUGUGAUAACAGCAUUAAUUAGUUCCUAGAAUCAUAUUGGAGUUGUGCGCUGCAGUUUAUUUUAAAUCUUCUGCUUUAGCAAUGAAAUAGAAGUUUGUUAUUGUACAGUAAGUUCGUUUGCUGUGUUGAGAAUUCAAACAAAGCCUGGAGCUUUCAUUUUUAAGAAAGACACUUUUGCAAUAUGCUUCUACUUAAAGCUGUCAUCUUAAAAUUUGUAGUGAUCAUAACCAAUAUGAGGUUUUUGAUGUUUUCAUUUUUGAAGCGGGGUAAAUUGUUUGUACAUAGGGUAGAGGGCCAUGCAGGUGAUUCAUGCCCUUUGGAGACAUCCAGUGGUUUUAAAAAACCCUUUUAUCUUGAUUUUAAACUAAUAAGGUGUUUCAAAAGUACCUGUUAGAUGUUACAAUCCACUUAUAACUGCAUUCUGAUUCUUCUGUGACAUGACAAUAAACAAAAUUUUCAAUUGACAGUAACCAUGGACCUCAGUUAAGAAUUUUACAGAAGAUAAUUGUUAUUAGAUGGAAAUUUUGUAUACAGCACAUUUUUUUCAUUCCUGUGCAGAGUGUAUGUGUCAUUUGAGUCAGGACACUAGAAAUGAAAACAUUUCAAAGCGUCCAGGCUUUUUCUUGACAAUUUAAAAGUUUGCUGUUGGAAAAUUA